Elaeis guineensis (African oil palm) is the source of this 790-nucleotide messenger RNA. RefSeq lists its product as uncharacterized. Lineage: Eukaryota; Viridiplantae; Streptophyta; Magnoliopsida; Arecales; Arecaceae. The record is from RefSeq and is a predicted model, not a curated record.
UGCGAGGAAAGGGGGUUUGGGUGGAUUUCGAAAGCCCUAAUUUUUGCCGUUGGACAAGGGGUGAUGGCAAGCGAGAAGCCGCGGGAAACCCUAACCCUAGGGAAGCGGAGGUCGGUUGAAGAGGGGGCGACGGAGGACGAGGAGGAGGGGGAGGAGGAGGAGGAGGAGGAGGGGGAGAUCCAAGAGCUGGAGCGGGAGGUGGGUGAGAUGGCCCGCAGAAUACUCAAUUUCCGGAGGACCAUCCCGGAGGGGCUCGUGGAGGCCUUCUCCUCUCGCCUCGUGGCUCAGAGACCACUCCUUCCGCCGCAGCUUGGAGCUAGCUCAUCUCCAUCCCAAGCCCUGGUGGGCGCUGAUUCCGGAGCUGAUGUAAGAGCGGAAUCUGAGUUGAAUGAGGGGACAUGUCUUGCAGAAGCUGAUCGGGCGAUGCUUGAGAAGUUCCAUAUUUUCAAAGCCAAGACGGCUAGCAAUGUUGCUGCAAUGCCCAUCAUUUUGAAGAGAUUGAAUGAAUGCAUUGCAAGGAUUGAUAAACUAGAUCAGUAUAAUGUAAACAUACAUUCCGUUUUCAGAAGAAAACGGAAGUAGUGAUCAAUAACGUUCUGUUUUACAAUUGUGAUGUAUAUUUUAACAAAUCGAAAAUGAGUGUGUUUUGGGUGUACCAUCUGUACUCUGUAUCCUGGUAUCAAGAAUCAUUGGUUUGAUGGAAUUUGGUGAAGAGAACGUGACUCAAUCUGGACCAAAAUGUCUCCAUUGUUCCCUUGGAAAAUGAAAGAUCCGUGGUCUUUUUGUGAAA